This is a messenger RNA of Heterocephalus glaber (naked mole-rat), 442 nucleotides long. It is a transcript of the gene CUNH4orf36, whose product is annotated as chromosome unknown C4orf36 homolog. The record is from RefSeq and is a predicted model, not a curated record. NCBI's taxonomy places the organism in Eukaryota, Metazoa, Chordata, Mammalia, Rodentia, Bathyergidae.
CGCCCCUGUGUGAAGACAUUGGCUGGGACCGCUCGGCAUGGCCUACGGGCUGCCCAGGAAGAACACGGUGCGGAGCAUCCUACGGGGCAGCUGCUACAGCGCACAGGAACCUUGGGAUCUUGCUCUGCUUACAAAGACCUGGUACUCGAACCUAGUUAGCUCCAGAUUGCCCUUUUUGGGAGAAAUUGCAUAUGGGAGUCCCUUGGAGCUGGCCAAAUGUGAAACCAAGGAGGAGCUGCUGCCUUCAGAGGAAUCCAUCAAACUCGAAAGGAAGUAUGAAACGAAGUGCCUGACUAAACUGAAAUUUCAAGAAAAUGCAUCUGAGGAAAUUCAAAUGUCCCUAAGAGCAAGAGAAGUUGGUCUGAGAAGACCUCUGCAACCUAAGUGACAGGUGUGCCACGUUGGAGUCUUUGCUCCAGUUCCUGUGUUGGGUGGGAUGAAG